UUGUGGUUCUGUUCAGUUAGAUAAACCCAGUUGAUGAUUUUGCCUGGCUCAGGCGUAGCUAGCUCUUAUUUAAAUUUUGUGGCUACUAUGUUUUUUUUUUAUCUCCAAGACUCCACCGAGUUUUGUUCUUGAUUUUGUCUGUUACUCAUCAUGAUUCUUCCCUGUCAGAAGUCAGAACCUCAUUCCACUUGUUUUUGUCCACAAACCACAAUCUAUCCAUAAAGUUUCUUACUUUCUCAUCUUCUUGGGCACCACAGCAGGUCCAGGAGCAGCAGCCAUCUUGAUUCUUGAGACGAUAAUGGUGCUGAAGGUGGACCUUCAGUGUCACAAAUGCUAUAAGAAGGUCAAAAAAGUUCUCUGCAAAUUCCCUCAAAUACGAGACCAGAUAUACGACGAGAAGCAAAACCAGGUGGUCAUCAAAGUGGUAUGCUGCAGUCCAGAGAAGAUAAGGGACAGGAUAUGCUGCAAAGGUGGGGGAGCCAUCAAGGGCAUUGAGAUCAAAGAGCCUGAGAAGCCCAAACCACCACCGCCGGCAGACAAACCCAAACAAGCACCGCCGGCAGACAAACCCAAACCACCACCGCCGGCAGACAAACCCAAACCACCACCGCCGGCAGACAAACCAAAACCACCACCGGCGGCAGACAAACCCAAACCACCACCGCCCGAAGACAAACCCAAACCACCACCGCCGGCAGACAAACCCAAACCACCGCCGGAAGACAAACCCAAACCACCGCCGGCAGACAACCCCAAACCUCCACCUCCACCUGCGCCUGUUCCUAUAUGCUACCCACCGCCUAACGUGAACGCGUGCUGUAUGGAUUGUUACCAUGGGCAUCCCGGUGGGCCAUGCCAGACUGGCUACGGUGGAAUUGCCCCAUACAUCCAGUAUGAUGGUUACUAUGGAAGGCCUGUGUACGACAGUUAUGGCGGUGGCAGGAGCUACAAUACCAACUAUUGUGUUGCCCGCUCUGACUGUUUCAGUGAAGAAAAUCCCCAAGGCUGCACAGUCAUGUGACUUCCCAUAUGGUGCACUGCGGAAUAUUGUUGAGGUCAAGUUCAUUUGGGUUUGGAGUUUCAGGGACAUAAAUUAAAUAUAUGUAAAUCAUCUUCAAUCUUUCAUUUUAUGUUUAAUUAGCAGCAGUCCAGUGUUAGUGUUGGUGUUGGUGUUGGUUUAGUUUAUAGGAGAAGAAAAGUGAUCAAUAAAGUUGGUUGUUGAUGGUGGUGGAGGACUAAGUCACAAUCAGGUUAUUAUUCGUUGUACCUACAUACAUUACAUGAAGAUGAAUGAAGUUGCUGCUGCUACAAUUUUCAAUGCAAUAAUAAACAAGUUUCCAUUGCACAAGUU
Molecule: messenger RNA, 1351 nt
Organism: Prunus persica (peach)
Lineage: Eukaryota; Viridiplantae; Streptophyta; Magnoliopsida; Rosales; Rosaceae
Product: leucine-rich repeat extensin-like protein 3
Exons: 3
Coding region: 299-1021 (240 amino acids)
Biological process (GO): regulation of defense response to fungus
Molecular function (GO): metal ion binding
Source: RefSeq, a predicted model, not a curated record